GCAGCAGCAGCAGCAGCAGCAGCAGGCGAGCGGCCUAGCGUUUAUCCAUCAGAUACAAGAGCCGAGAGUCGUCCUGGCGCAUCGCAACGCUUCUGCCGCUGUCAGUUUCAAGCGAAACACGAACGCGUUUGGACGCAGGCCGGCGCACAAAAAAAAACAAAAUUUAUAGCGAAAAUAAUCUAAAAGCAAACAAUCAAACAUUUAAGUAGACAAACAGCCAGUGUUGUGCAGUGCAAGUGUUGCAAAACAACGCCAAGCUUCUGACAAUUAGAAAGUGCUAUAAAGAACAUAUACCAAGCGCAAAAGAUAACAAUCCUAAUAUAUAUAUAUAUAUACACUAUCAGAUUGUGAAAAUGGUUAUGUCGGAGCUACAUUGGCGAACAGCUAGUCCCGAGGAUAAUAACAAUUCCUUGAAGCAUGAUCUAUUGAAAGGCAACAACAACAGCGCUCGAGACGCUGCCGUGCACAUGAUGCAGAAUCGAUAUAUCAGCCGACUGUCGCGUUCGCCGUCGCCGCUGCAAUCGAACGCUUCGGAUUGCGAUGACAACAACUCGAGCGUGGGCACUUCCAGCGAUCGCUGUCGAUCGCCCCUGAGUCCGGCUCUGUCGCUGCAGCAGGCGAAGCGACAGCUGCUCGCGAUGCAGCCGCAUCCGGCGCACCACCACCAGCAUCACACGAAUCAUCACACGAAUCACCAUCACCAUCACCAUCAGCAGCAGCAGCAGCAGCAGCAGGUGUACAAGCUGGAGCAGCCGGACGAGGAUUACGAUGAUGCCAAUGGCGGCGCCCUCAAUCUGACCAGCGACAAUUCGCGACACAGCACUCAAUCGCCGGCGAAUUCGGUCAAGUCAACGGCUGCCACGCCUCCCAGUCAGUUGGCUGCCCCGCCGCCCAUUUCGCCCGUGCUGCCACCCAACGUGGGCACGCCCACCACAAUGGCAGCGGCGGCGGCGGCAGCGGCAGCUGUCGCCACGAGCGUGGCCAGCGGCAUGCAGCCGCUGCUCGCGCUGCCCGGGCUGUCCUCGCCGCAGGCGCAAUUCGCCGCGGCCGCCGGCCUCGGGCUGAAUAAUCCGCUGCUGGCGGGCUCCAUUUCGCCGCAGGACUUCGCCCAGUUCCAGCAGCUGCUGCAGCAGCGACAGGUGGCGCUGCAGCAGCAGUUCAACAGCUAUAUGGAGCUGUUGCGCAGCGGCUCGCUGGGCCUGCCGCAGGACGAUCCCGCGCUGGCGACACAGGUGGCCGCGGCCCAGUUCCUCAUGCAGAGCCAGAUGCAGGCGCUCGCUCAGGCCACGCAGCAGCUGCAGACGCUGCAGAAGCAGCAGGAAUCGCUCUCGCUCUGUAAAUCGCCGCUGCUGCAGCCGCGCAGCUCGACGCCGCAUGCACGCAGUCCGGCGCCGGUGCGCAGUCCGGCCAGCUCGCCGCAGUCGCAGCAGGCGUCGCAUCAUCCGCUGCAGAUAACGCCGCCCAAUUCGGCGGCCAGCCUCAAGCUGAGCGGCAUGCUCACGCCCAGCACGCCCACCAGCGGCACUCACAAUCACAAUCACAGCCAGACGCCGCAGCCGAAGACUGUGGCCAGCGCGGCGGCGGCGCGUGCCGCGGGCGAGCCCUCGCCGGAGGAGACCACCGAUCUGGAGGAGCUGGAGCAGUUCGCCAAGACGUUCAAGCAGCGUCGCAUCAAGCUCGGCUUCACCCAGGGCGAUGUCGGCCUAGCCAUGGGCAAGCUCUAUGGCAACGAUUUCUCCCAGACGACCAUCUCGCGCUUCGAGGCUCUCAAUCUCAGCUUCAAGAACAUGUGCAAGCUGAAGCCGCUGCUGCAAAAAUGGCUGGACGAUGCCGAUCGCACCAUUCAGGCCACCGGCGGCGUUUUCGAUCCGGCCGCGCUGCAGGCGACGGUCAGCACGCCAGAGAUCAUUGGAAGGCGGCGCAAGAAGCGCACCUCGAUUGAGACCACGAUUCGCGGUGCCCUGGAGAAGGCCUUCAUGGCCAACCAGAAGCCCACCUCCGAGGAGAUCAGCCAGCUGGCCGAUCGCCUCGGCAUGGAGAAGGAGGUGGUGCGCGUCUGGUUCUGCAAUCGCCGCCAGAAGGAGAAGCGCAUCAAUCCCUCGCUCGACAGCCCCACCGGCGCUGACGAUGACGAGUCGCCCUACAUGCUCCACUAGAGCUGGCGCAACUCUAAGAUUGGGACACAGACAGUGCAAUGUGCGCAGACCAUAAAAAAACAAAGCGCACAGCUUAACUAACUAGAAGCAGGUUUAAAGUCGCAAAACACAUUAAAUAUUAGCAUAAAUUUUAACUAUGAUUCGGUUUCAAGAACCAAUCACACACACGCACACACACGCACACCCACACACAUACACACGCAUGU
Drosophila novamexicana is the source of this 2362-nucleotide messenger RNA. It is a transcript of the gene nub, whose product is annotated as protein nubbin. NCBI's taxonomy places the organism in Eukaryota, Metazoa, Arthropoda, Insecta, Diptera, Drosophilidae. The transcript has 4 exons. Gene Ontology annotation, molecular function: DNA-binding transcription factor activity, RNA polymerase II-specific; RNA polymerase II cis-regulatory region sequence-specific DNA binding. Gene Ontology annotation, biological process: regulation of transcription by RNA polymerase II. The coding region runs from base 354 to 2156 and encodes 600 amino acids. The record is from RefSeq and is a predicted model, not a curated record.